UAGUUUGGCGCGGCUUUUGUGUUUGUGAGGAGAGGGUGGUGCAGAGUGAAAGGCAUUCACAUCCUGCAAACAUGUCGCACACGUCUCAGAAGCACAGGGACUUCGUGUCCGAGCCUAUGGGCGACAAACCAAUAAUGGCAUUAGCUGGUAUCGGUGAAGUUCUUGGAGGCAAAUUAGAAGAACUUGGCUUUGAUAAGGCAUAUGUACUUCUGGGACAGUUUUUGAUACUGAGGAAGGAUGCAGAUGAUCUCUUCAAAGACUGGCUGAAAGAUGCCUGCGGGGCAAAUUCUCGUCAAGCAGAGUUGUGCUCGUCCUGUCUGAAGGAGUGGUGUUCAUCCUUUCUAUGAUGGGCACUUUUUGCAGAUUUGUUUAACAUCUCUGCAAGUGGAGUUAAAACUUUUACAUGCAGUCAAAAUGCA
Spea bombifrons (plains spadefoot toad) is the source of this 419-nucleotide messenger RNA. Its product is annotated as barrier-to-autointegration factor-like protein. Lineage: Eukaryota; Metazoa; Chordata; Amphibia; Anura; Pelobatidae. Gene Ontology annotation, molecular function: DNA binding. The record is from RefSeq and is a predicted model, not a curated record. The transcript is spliced from 3 exons. Bases 72 to 347 code for a protein of 91 amino acids.